GAAUCUAUUUAUCGUAUUGAAUUUCCAGAUGUUGAUAAUUAUGUACAUGAAUAAUGAUUGUAUUUUAAAAAUCCAAUUAAUAUAUAAAAUAAUUAAAUUUAUUAAGAUUUAAAUCUGAAAAUCCUAGAGUAGAAGAAUGAAUUUUUUGAACUUGUAUGUUCUUUAUUAAGCAAAUUUCAUAUUUCUACAGCAAAUCAAAUUUGGUUGGAGGUCGCUACUUUUGAACCUGAUAAAUUUCCAUGCUUAUUUGGACUAUUUUAUUUCACUUCCAAUUAAGGACUAAACAACCGCUAAUAUCACCUUAUGGUAAAUUAACAACACACUAAAGUUUUCACGGUAAGGUAGUAGUGCUAUUAAACUCUACUUGUGUUCAUUGAAAUAUUCAAAAAGAAGAAAAAAAAUGAAGUCUCUCGUAGUAUUACUGUGUUAUAUGGUAUUGUUACAUGUUGUAUUUUAUCUGUUGCAUCUAAUUGAGGCCUCAACAAAACCUUCCUACUAUAUUACUAAGGUUGGUGGUUCUAAACAAUGUGAUGGUGCCUUAGCAGUGAAUGCUCUGUUAGGUGGUCCUAGUCAUUUAACAUUCAAUCAAGAUGGUGAUCUCUUUGUAGCAGAAUACGUGUUUCAUCGUAUUAGAAAGAUUGAUAGAUAUGGAUACAUUUCAACAAUUGCUGGACAAAUGACGAAGGGAAGUGAUGGAGAUGGUGGUUUGGCUACUGCUUCACAGAUGAAUUCUCCUCGAGGAGUGUUUUUUGAUGAUGUAACUGGUAGUUUGUUUGUUGCGGAUACUAACAAUCACAAGAUUAGAAAAAUUGAUAAUUUUGGAGUCAUUUCAACUGAUUUUGAUUGUUUUGGGAUAAAGAAGAGUAAUUCAAGUGUUUGUUCAUCAUUAGGCACUUGCUCCUCUCCAAAUAAUUGCACAUGUCAAUCAGGAUAUUAUGGAGUUGUAUGUCAGGAUUUUUAUUGUUAUGGAAACUUGUUUAAUAGUUCAAGUGUUUGUUCUGGGCACGGAUCUUGUCAAAGUUCAAAUAAUUGCACAUGUAAAUCAGGUUAUUAUGGAGCUAAUUGUGAUUCACAUUUUUGUUAUGGAAAUCUGUUCAAUACCUCAAAAGUUUGUUCUGGAAAGGGUGUAUGCAAUUCUCCAAAUAAUUGUACAUGCCGAUCAGGAUAUUAUGGAUCUAAUUGUGAAUUAUUCGAAUGUUUUGGAAACCUUUACAAUUCCACACAUGUUUGUUCCAAUCGUGGCUCUUGUCUGUCACCUCAAAACUGUUCUUGUCAAUCUGGAUAUUAUGGAGAAGAAUGUCAAUUUUAUGAAUGUAAUGGUUUGUUAAAAAAUGAUUCAUUUGUUUGCUCUGGACGUGGCAUUUGUCAAUCUUCACAAAAUUGUUCAUGUCAAUUAGGAUAUUAUGGAAAUGUUUGUGAAAAUUAUGAAUGUUUUGGUCAAUUAUACAAUUCUUCAAAAGGUUGUACUGGAAGUGGUUCAUGUCUUGCUCCAAAUAAUUGUUCAUGUGAAAAUGGAUACUAUGGAAUAUCGUGUGAACUUUAUAAUUGUUUUGGAAUUAUCAAAAAUUCAUCAAAUGUUUGUUAUGGACAUGGAAAUUGUUCUGCUUUUAAUAAUUGCACAUGUUCUAUGAAUUUUUAUGGAUAUGAAUGUGCAGAAUUUGAUUGUUUGGGGAUAAAUAGAAAUAAUGGAAGUGUUUGUUCUGGAGUUGGUUCAUGUCUGUCACCAAAUAAUUGCUCAUGUUCAAUUGGACAUUAUGGAAAUAAUUGUGAAUUUUAUGAUUGUUUUAAUUUGAGAUUUGAUAACUCGACAGUUUGUUCAGGUUAUGGAAGUUGUUUAUCACCUGAUAAUUGUAAUUGUAAAAAUGCAUAUUAUGGAAGAAAUUGUGAAGCUUUUGACUGUUAUGGUAAAAUGUUUAACAUGUCAAAUGUUUGCUCAUUGAAUGGCAUUUGUUCAUCACCAAAUAAUUGUACUUGUAAUGAGAAUUAUUAUGGAUAUGAUUGUAGUUUAUAUCAAUGUUAUGAUAAUUUAUUCAAUUCAUCACAUGUUUGUUCAUCAAAAGGUCAAUGUCUUUCAUUCAAUAAUUGUUCAUGUCAAUUAGGAUAUUAUGGAAUUAAUUGUGAACUUUUUGAAUGUUUUGGAAACUUGUUUAAUAGUUCAAGUGUUUGUUAUGGAAAGGGUGUAUGCAAUUCUCCAAAUAAUUGUACAUGUGAUACUGGUUAUUAUGGAUCUAAUUGUGAAUUAUUCAAAUGUUAUGAAAAGAUUUUCAACGAUUCAAAUAUUUGCUCUUCCAAUGGUUAUUGCAAUUCUCCAAAUAAUUGCAUUUGUAUGAAUGGUUAUUACGGACAAGAAUGUGAAUUAUUCGAAUGUUUUGGAAACCUUUACAAUUCCACACAAGUGUGUUCGAAACAUGGAGAAUGUUCAACUCCUCAAAACUGUUCUUGUCAAUCAGGUUAUUAUGGACAAGAAUGUCAAUUUUAUGAAUGUAGUGGUUUGUUAAAAAAUGAUUCACUUGUUUGCUCUGGACGUGGCAUUUGUCAAUCUUCACAAAAUUGUUCAUGUCAAUUAGGAUAUUAUGGAAAUGUUUGUGAAAAUUAUGAAUGUUUUGGUCAAUUAUACAAUUCCUCCACAGUUUGUACUGGAAGUGGUUCAUGUCUUGCUCCAAAUAAUUGUUCAUGUGAAAAUGGUUAUCAUGGAGAUUCUUGUGAAUUAUUUGAAUGUUUUGAUAUUGAGUUUAAUUCAUCAAAUGUUUGUUCUCAGAAUGGAAGUUGUGUUUCACCAAAUAAUUGUUCAUGUCAAUUGGGACAUUAUGGAAAUAAUUGUUCAUUAUUCAAUUGCUUUAGUUUUGUUUAUAAUUCUUCUAAAGUUUGCUCAUCACAUGGAUUAUGUAUUUCACCAAAUGAAUGUUCAUGUCAAUUUGGAUAUUUUGGUUUUGAAUGUGAAUUAUUUGAAUGUUAUGGAAAUUUGUUUAAUUCUUCACAAGUUUGUUCAUUAUUUGGUGAAUGUAUUUCUCCAAAUCAUUGUAAUUGCAGGAAUGGAUAUUAUGGUUUGGAUUGUGAAUUAUUUGAAUGUUUUGGAGAUUUGUUCAAUUCUUCAAAUGUUUGUUCAAAACAUGGAAAUUGCUCUAAACCAAACGAAUGUAAAUGUAAAGAUGGAUACAGUGGAAAUAGUUGUAAUUUAUAUGAAUGUUUUGGUGUUCCAUUUGAUAAUCAUACUGUUUGUUCAAAACAUGGUGAAUGUGUAUCACCAAAUAACUGCUCAUGUGAAGAAGGUUACAAUGAAAAUAAUUGUGAAUUAUUCCAAUGUUAUGGAAAUUUGUUUAAUUCUUCACAAGUUUGUUCCACUCAUGGUUCUUGUCUAAAUCCAAAUAACUGCUCAUGUGUAGAUGAUUAUUUUGGUGAAUCAUGUGAUUUAUAUUCAUGUUUUGAUAUUUUAUUUAACAACAGUUCAGUUUGUUCUGGAAAUGGAAAAUGUCAAAUACCAAAUAAUUGUACAUGUUAUGAUGGAUAUUAUGGUGAUGAAUGUUCUCAAUUUAACUGUUUUGGAAUUGAAAGUAUAGAUUUAAAUGUUUGUAAUGGAAAUGGUUCUUGUAUUUCUCCAAAUAUUUGUUCAUGUCAAUAUUCUUAUUAUGGUAAUGAAUGUGAAAAUCAGACAUUUGAUUCAAUUAUUUGUUUUGGUAAACUGUCAACAGAUAAUCAAGUUUGUUCUGGAAGAGGAAAUUGUUCUUCCCAUAAUAAUUGUUCAUGUGAAAUAUUGUCAACAACUGUUAUUUACAAUGGAAGUAAUUGUGAAUUUGAAAUUUGUACUCUAAAUUAUUAUGGAACAAAUUGUUCUACUUAUUGUAAUGACAAUGUGACAUGUUCUUCUCAUGGGAAAUGUUCAGAUGAUGAUGGAAAAUGUUUGUGUCAUUCAAAUUCUAUUCAAGGUUAUUGGAAUGGAACAAAUUGUAACAUGUGUCAAGAUACUUAUUAUGGAGAGGAUUGUUUAACGAGUAUUUCUUCAAUUAUUAGAUUCUCUGAUAAUGGAAAUUCAUUAAUUUUAUAUUUGAAAGCUCCAUCUAAUUAUGGAAAUGAUUCAGUUGACUGUAACAAAUUAGUUCAAGUUUCUGAACAAGGAAUUUUCCCAACUAUUUGUCACUGGAAGAACAAGACAUCUGGCUUAUUCGAAUUACAAAUCUAUAGUUUUUAUAAUAAUAAUUAUACUCUAAAAAUUAAUACGAGAGUGUUUGAAAAUUCUCCACCUGAAUAUUUAUUCAUUUCAAUUCAACCUCCUGAUAAUCCAGCAACACCAAUUGCUAAAUUAUCAACUGUAACACAUAACUUUGGUGCUUUGGAUGAUAUUGUAAUUGAUGCAUCUUCUAGCACUAGCUCUUUAAUUAAUUUCAAUGAAAUUAUCUAUAUUUGGCAUGUUAUCAAUUCUCCUGAACCAAUAAUCAUUAAUAAUAGUUCAUCAAUUAUUUCAUUUAAAUAUGAUGAAAUUCCAUCUGGUAAUUAUUCACUUCAACUUGAAGUUUGUAAUUAUUUUGCUAAAUGUAGUCAUCCCAUUGUUUACAAUUUUACAAAACAAGAAUUUGUAGCUCCACAAGUUAAAGUAGCAGAUGAUACACAAUCUAUGAUUGUUAAUUCAUUGAAUUGUCCUAUUUACAUUAAAAAAUAUACAGACCUUUCAGAUUUAAGUGAAACAAUCACAUCCCAAAUUAAAUAUGAAUGGAAACAAAUUGAAGGACCAUCAGUUGAUUUUAAUGUAAAAUCCAAUGGAGAUUUGGUGAUUAAUUCAUUUUCUGAUAUUAUGGCUAACAAAUAUAUAUUUCAAGUUAUACUUUCUAUUUUUGGAAAAGUUUCAUCAGAGAAAAUAACUUUACACACUUUGGAACCUGAAUAUACUAUAAUAAUGUAUCAAUCAAAUAUAUUUGAUAACAAACAUGUUCUUAUGAAUGUAGAAAUUACUCCUAUUGAAUCAACAAUAUUAUUGAAUAAGUUUGAUUGGAAUUUUACAUGUAUUCAAGAUAAUCAUCAAUGUGAUCAAUCUUUACUUGAUAUUUUAACAAGGGUUGUACAAUUUAAAGAAACAUUAUUUGAAAUACCUCAGUCACUUAAACAAGUUGAUAUAACUCUUCAAAUUGGUAAUAACAAAGUUUCAGAAAGAAUAUUUGAAAACAUUCCAAAAAUUAGUUUAUUGAAUGUUUCACCUCAGAGAAUAUUAUUAACUACUUUUGAUAUUCUAUCAUUGGAUUUCCUUGUGAGUUUGAAUGACAAAUUUGAUGGAAUUGAUUCAGAAAUUGAAAGAAAAUGGCAAUUGAAUGGAGAUGAUUUACCAUCUAAUUAUUUGACAGGAGUUGUUAAGGAUAUUUCAAAAUCUAAUUCAAUGAAUUUAUUAAUAUCUAAAUUGAUUGAAGGAAGUUCAAACAUUUUAACUUUCAAAGUCACUCACAUUUCAUCAAUGGUUUUUGAUUCAUUUUCUUAUAACUUUAAUGUUGCAUUAAAUCCUAAACCAUGUAAUUGUUCUAUUUCUCCUUUAACUGGUUAUGCAUUAGAUACUGUAUUUUCAAUCUCAUGCUCUAGUUGUAUUACAAGUGAUACAAUAUUACAAAUUUCAUUCCUAGAUUUUAUAACUGGACUCAAAAUUCCUCUCAAUGAAGGUAAAUCUUCUCAAAUUGAUAUUCAACUUCCUUUCACUGGUUCUGAAUCUCUUUCACUCUUCUUUACUACUAGGAAUAUUUAUUCUAAUUCAUAUACAGAAUUAGAACUAAAACAAACUAUUCUCCUACCAAAUGUAACAAAUUGGACAGAAAUUCAAUUGAAGAAAUCUUCUUGGGAUACAUUCUAUAAAUCAAUCCCAGUAGGUGAUCCAAGAAAAUUAGUUUUUGGUUAUGUAUUAUUAACAGUGGAUGGUAUGGCAAGAAGGUAUUUACCAACUCUAUCUCAAUUGACAACAUGUUUUAAUGGUGGAAUUUAUAAUUCUCAAUUUAAAACAUGUAACUGUUUACCAGGAUUUAAAAAAUUAGAUUGUAGUUGGAAUGAAACUUAUUGGAAUGAUAUUUCAAAUUCCAAAUCUAAAACUUUAAAUAUAAUGUUUGAUGAAUAUGAAGAAAGAAACUUGAAUGAACCUCAAAAUGAAAAGAGAUUAUCAACUCAAAUUUCAACAAUGUAUUAUUUAUUGAUUAAUUAUGAUGAAUUAUGUAACGAAAUGUUGAAUAGAAUUUUUAUAAUUUUUAAAAAUCAAUUGAAAGAUGGAGUGAAAUUAACACAUUUAAUUUUAUCUGAAAAUUUGGUAAAUACAAUGUCAAAUGUUUUCUCUUUAAUUGUAAAAGCAAGAUUAUCAAUAGAUUUAUCAAUUAAUAACAAAUUUUAUGAUGAAACUAUGAAUUGUUUAUCUGAUUUAUUGAUUUUGAGAGAAAGAAGUCAAUUUGUGAAAAGUUCUGUAAUUUUUGAAAAUGAUUUGACAUUAGUUAUUUCUUUAAAAAUGUAUCCAAGUGAUUUAUCUGAAAGUAAAUUUGAAUAUCAUGGAUUUAAAUAUUUAGAAUAUCCAUCAUUAAGUUAUUUUAAUAAUUUUGAUUUUAGAAAAGUUGUUUAUUCAAGAUUAAUUAUGAAACCUAUUUAUUAUAAUACAUUGAAUGAAACUUUAAUUGUAAAUGAUAACUCAACCAUCAUUCAAACAACUAUAAGAAGUGCUAAUCAUUCUCUUUAUUCAGAAAUUGUAAAUCAAAAUAUUUCAAUUUCAAAUAACUUAAUUUCUUAUUAUUUUCAAUUUGAAAAAAUUGUAAAUUCUUCUACAAUUGAAGAAGAAUUUAAUUCAACUUCAAUGAAAAAGAUAAGUACAACUUCACAAGUUAUUUGUCAAAGUGAAUUCUCUCAAUGUGAUACAGAACUUUCAGAUAGAAAUAUUUACAAAUGUAAAUGUUCUUCAAAAGCACAAUCUGUUACUAUUCAAGAAGUUAUUAUUCAAAAGGUUGAAUUUUUAACCAUUCCAGAAUCAUCUAAUAACUUGCCUUCUCAAAUCAUGAAACGAAAGCAAUCUAAUGCUGAACUUGGUUUUUUAGGAUUUCUUGGAAUAAUUCCACUCAUUCUCAUUAUCAUUUUGAUUGUUAUUAUUAUUCAAAAUAAGAGAAUGCAUACUGAGUCGUUCAUUCAAGAAGAAGAACAAGUUGAAUUGCAGUGGUCUGUGUAG
Naegleria gruberi is the source of this 7165-nucleotide messenger RNA. RefSeq lists its product as uncharacterized. The record is from RefSeq and is a predicted model, not a curated record. Lineage: Eukaryota; Heterolobosea; Eutetramitea; Acrasida; Naegleriidae. The transcript has 2 exons. The coding region runs from base 401 to 7165 and encodes 2254 amino acids.